Molecule: messenger RNA, 426 nt
Organism: Mytilus californianus (California mussel)
Lineage: Eukaryota; Metazoa; Mollusca; Bivalvia; Mytilida; Mytilidae
Exons: 3
Coding region: 1-426 (141 amino acids)
Source: RefSeq, a predicted model, not a curated record
AUGGUGGAUGCAGAAUUAGGUUACAAUGGUGAUAUAAAAGAUCCAGAUUACAAAUGUGAAAAUGAUGAUGAUGAUGAUGAUCCAGAUUACAAAUGUGACAAUGAUGAUGAUGAUGAUGAUCCAGAUUACAAAUGUGACAAUGAUGAUGAUGAUGAUGAUCCAGAUUACAAAUGUGGCAAUGAUGAUGAUGAUAAUCCAAAUUACAAAUGUGACAAUGAUGAUGAUGAUGAUCCAGAUUACAAAUGUGACAAUGAUGAUGAUGAUGAUGAUCCAGAUUACAAAUGUGAUGAUGAUGAUGAUGAUGAUAAUGAUCCAGAUUACAAAUGUGAUGAUGAUGAUGAUGAUGAUAAUGAUCCAGAUUACAAAUGUGAUGAUGAGGAGGAGGAGGAGGAGAAGGAGAUUAAGUCUUUUAGCCCUGAUGGUUAA